Aspergillus puulaauensis is the source of this 2154-nucleotide messenger RNA. RefSeq lists its product as uncharacterized. The record is from RefSeq and is a predicted model, not a curated record. The coding region runs from base 1 to 2154 and encodes 717 amino acids. The transcript has 3 exons. NCBI's taxonomy places the organism in Eukaryota, Fungi, Ascomycota, Eurotiomycetes, Eurotiales, Aspergillaceae.
AUGCGCGGAUACACCUGCCUAGACACCAAAAGCCCCCGCUCGUUCCUCUUCGCCGUCGUCGCCAAUGUCGGCCCCCAAGGCACCAGCCGCUCCCUGACCGUAGCCUACCGCCAGGGCUGCGACAGCAGCACCUCACCAACAGCACGCGUGGAGCAGGUCGUGGCAGACACCCUGGCAUUGAUCGAAGUCCUUUCAGACCCCGCGAACAGGGCGCCACUCGAGGCGGAAAGGGCGCUCGCGGAGGUCUGGUAUCGUCGUCAGUCUCUGUCCCAGCAAGGCGACGAGGUUAAGAGUAGCGAGCGGCCCAUCGUCCCAGGCACGCCGCAGCCUCCUUUCGUUGUACCUGAUGGUCGCCACCGGGGGCAGCAGGUGGAAUCACGGCCCGAGCUGCCAUGGCGCGAUGAUGCGCCCUGCGAGUUCCCUUUUACAGCGACAUGUUGUUUGCUGGGAUUGCUGAAAAAUGAUAGCACGCGCCCUGGCGAUGUCCAGCUGCAGUCGCUAUCUACUAUUUUCCGCGGUGACUGUGCCGAGUAUGGCCUUGUUGUUCUGGACAUAUCGGACCUUGACGCGGUCAAGUAUGGUAUUGUUGCCUUCCCCGUGCGCUAUAUGGCGGAGGUUUCCUACCGCGGCGAAGACUUUGGCUGGGAUCCUGUUGAGGACCGUCCGCCUGAGAAAGAGCCUGAUAUUGUGCCUAUUAGCCCGCGGCCUCGAAAGCCGUUGUCUGUUAUUCAAUGGCUGCGCAGGUACCUUACCCACAUAAGUUUCGAAAAGGACCCGAGCGUUCUCAGGCUAGAUGAUAAGCCGGUUGUUGGUGAUGCAGCAUUAGACUACAUUUGGCCGCCGGAGCGUGAAGAGACUGGAGAAGAUCAGGAUAAGGCAUCUUCGCAAGGCAUCCUCUCAAGCAUCUCCGACUACCUUUGGCCUUCAAAGCCCACUACUUCUGUCGAAGAUACAUCAAACUCGUUGACCACCUCAAACGAAGCACCGCAAAUGCACAUUGACCGCGCCAUCGAUGGUCUGCUUACUCUCACACAGGAUCCUACGGAUAUAGACCUCGAUGGAAGCACAUUCAGUAACUUUCAAAAGCUGGCCGAGUUCCGUGACCAGCUGCGGCGGCGGCUUGAAGAGAUACCUGAUAGCCUAGGGUCAUCUAAGGUCUCAGGCUAUAUCCUGCGUAUUAUAUAUGCUAAAUAUAAACACCAUAACUGGGUUAUAUUUAGGAACCUCUCGCCUAGAGUUAUUGCCACUGCUAUUAUAUCUAACGAGCUUCAGGAUGCAUCUGCACUUAGUCUCGGUGUCGAUAACUUCGACCUAAACAACGGAGGUCUUGGUGAUUUAGCAGCAUCUCUGACAAAGGCCCCAGCCCUCAAGCAGGUCUGCAUCUUACAGAGACCAGACAGGGACAGCGAUACUGCCUCUGCUCGUUUCUUUACGCAGCUGCUGCAGGGGAGGUCAGGAGACCUGGGGUGGCUACGAGACAAAAGCAUCUAUUCAACUUGGGCAUUUUCAGCAGGCCUGCAUAGCCGAACAUCUACAUCGUCCUCGACUGAUAGUGCUGAUUUCAGUUCCGUCAUCGCCCAGGUCUUUCCCGCAGUACACAUGUUCACGUUUGUGGAUCAGCUUCCACAAUACCAGAGCAGCUACAAGUACUACGACAUGAGCAACACCCUUCUAGACGCCGAGAGUUUUUCCGUCCGGUUUCUAUCAUAUCUCCGUUCCCUGGGCUCGGGUUCUGACAAGGCCAUCCUGCAAUUCGCAUACGGGAGCUCGUCACUUACCACGGACGACGACAAAGCAGGACUACAUGUGAGCCCCAUUCCCGCCGGAUUCUUUGGCAGCGACCCACCAAGAGCCAUAGUUCGAGUCAGAGAUCUACACCCCGGGAGCUGGAUAGUCCUCGUGGAGCAAGACAGCAGUUCAAACAGCGAAAACGUCUUCCAAUACUCGUUCGUCAGAAUCCGUCCAGUCUCUGCCGGAAUUACACCUGGGCGACAGGAAAGACCUCAUAUUGAUGAUAUUGAGGUAGUAGGCGUGAUAAUGGAGUUCCUACGUGAGACUGUGCCAGGGAGCGAUAUGUCGACGCACGAGACAGAGAGUGGUAGCCGCGUUAUGGCUGAGAGUAGCGCUCGGGAAUUGCUUGAGCAGCUACUGUGA